Paramecium octaurelia is the source of this 1015-nucleotide messenger RNA. The record is from the annotation of a GenBank genome assembly. Lineage: Eukaryota; Ciliophora; Oligohymenophorea; Peniculida; Parameciidae.
GAUGAGUUUUGGUACACCCGAUAAAAGGACACUAGAGAAGUAAAAGAAGCUUUUGAUAAAGAAAAUAAUGGGCUGGAUAAGGCAAUGCUUCAAUGAUCGCUAAAUUGGAUUUCAUCCUUUCAUAUUAUGUGUUUCAAUAAAGCCAAGCGUUAAUUAAAGAUGUGCAACAAUUCAAAGUUAUCCAAAUUAGGAGCUGUGGAAGAGCUUACAUUCACUUUAAGAUCAAGAAUUACUAUCAUAGAUUAUCUAGGAGGUAUCUGAAAAUACAUUUAAACUUAAAGACAAAUAUGAUAAUUCUUUAAUCUAAUAGUUUUUAAUUAGAAUAAAGAAUAACUUUGAUUUUUGUAAGUUCUAUAAAGAGACUCAAGAGUAAGGUUUUGAUUAAGAUGAGCAUGCUUCAGAAUUUACGGAAUUAAAUUAUACUAAUUAAAAAACAAAAUAAUUCUAGAAAAAUGAAAGCGAGUCCAAAUAAUUGCUCAAAUAAAUCGAAUUAUGUAAUACAAAAUAGGGUUCAAUAAUAUCUAUUGAAAAGUAACAUUACCAUAAACUUUUCUAAUUAUUUGAAAAAAUAUGCUCAGUGCCAGAGGAAAAUUAUUCUACCGAGAUGAGAAAGUUCAGGAAUUAAUUAUCCUUGCUUUUAGAAUCUACUCAAAACCCAUAAGAAAAGUAAGUGUGUAUAAAAAAUGAUUUUUAAACUGAAAAAGUAGCUAUGCUUAUUUAAAAUAGAGAAACAUAUGGCAUCGAAUAAUAUCAUCUAUUAUAAGAUAUAAAAUAAGAAGUUCUAUCAACAAUGCCCGAAAUUGUAUUAUUCCUCCCAAGUGAAUAAAAUAAUCAAAGAAUCAAAAAAGAUGAACUCUAUAAAAUCGAGGAAGAAUUCUUUCAAGAAUUGUACUUUUACAAGACUAUUGAUGCUUAAGUUUUAACGCCAUAUAAUAUCACUUAUUUUUGGAAACAUUACUUUUAGCCAAAGAUUGAACAUGUAUGUUCUUAAUGGCAAUAAGUAAAAAUUGAAUGA